Candida albicans SC5314 is the source of this 1089-nucleotide messenger RNA. RefSeq names its product phosphatidylinositol-3-phosphate-binding ubiquitin-protein ligase. Bases 1 to 1089 code for a protein of 362 amino acids. Gene Ontology annotation, molecular function: metal ion binding. The transcript has a single exon. The record is from RefSeq and is a predicted model, not a curated record. NCBI's taxonomy places the organism in Eukaryota, Fungi, Ascomycota, Pichiomycetes, Serinales, Debaryomycetaceae.
AUGUCAAUUCCAAUAAACCUUAAUGAUGAUCUCUUUGAAUGGCAAGAUGAUGCUGAAGUCACUUCAUGUUUCAUAUGUGAUAGACCUUAUAAUAUUUUCUUUAAUAGAAGACAUCAUUGUAGGAAAUGUGGCAAAGUUGUUUGUGGUGAUUGUUCAUCACAAUUUAUAAGUUAUUUCCCCAAUACACCAAUAGUUACUGAACCACAUGUGGUUUUUCCCCAAUAUUCUAAACCUCAUACUAAAUAUCGAACAUGUGAUCAAUGUGUGGAAGAGAUUCUAAUGAUUAGACGAGCAUUAUUUAAUAGUGACAUUAGAAGCCACACUACUACUAUUGCAUCAAGUGUGGAGACUGAUCAUGAAGAUAAUAACAAUGGUGCUGUUAGUGGUGGUGGUGGUGGUGGUGGUGGUGAUGAUGUUCAUGGUGACAUUCAUAGCGAUGGUAAUAAUGAUGGCGGGGAUAAUAACAGUCUUACUAAACAUGUCAGUCAUCAAUAUACUCGACAUUUACAUAAUUCGACUCCGUCAUUAAGAGCUACUCAUGAUCUGUCAUCAGAUUCAAAUUUAUGUCCUGUGUGUGCCACCAAUUUAUUGAAAUUAUAUAUUGCUGAUAUUCAUUCACAUGCACAAGAUAAAACUUAUUUACAAAAAAUAUCUAAUGAAGAUUAUGAAAAAUUUAAAGAAUUUCAUAUUAAUCAAUGUUUAACAAAUUUUGAUUUUGAUACUAAUCAUUCAAAUAGAUUUUCUCCAGAUAAUCUGAAAACUUUAAAGAAUAAAAUGUUGGUUUAUAACAUACCACCGAUACCAAAACCAAUGUAUGAAAAUAUAGAAAGUGGGAGUAAUUCACUACCUAUUGAAAAGGCCAAUAAACUGGAAGAAAUUAAAGGUGAUGCGUACGAUGAUGAAGAUGAAGAUGAUGAUGAGGAGGAGGAGGAAGAGGAUAAUGAAUGUGUUAUAUGUUUGGAAAGUUUGAAUCCAGGUGAUAAAGUUGGUCGAUUGGAAUGUUUAUGUGUUUUCCAUUAUAAAUGUAUUAAAGAUUGGUUUAAUAAGAAAGGUUAUGGUGAAUGUCCAGUUCAUUUCUUACAUAAAUAA